CUCUUAACAUAUCAGAGUGAGCCAGUUCUAGUGGAUCAGUAGAUUUUCAACUUGUUUAUAAUCAGAAGUAUUGUGAAAAUAUACUAAUUAAUAUUAAUAAUUAUACUUAAUCAUUUAAAGUAGUAGUUAAUAAUAAUUGAUUAUUUGUUAAAUAAUAUUAUUUUUUUAAAAAUUAGGAAUAACCAUGUGGAUAAGAGGCCUGACUACCUUCAUGCUCAAGAGCGUGACUAACACGAAGUUAAAGAACACGACUGUAGUCAUCGAUGGACAAAGCGUAUUCUUCAGGUUGUACAAGGAGUCGAACAUCCCUUACGCAUUUGGUUGUGAGAGUGACAAAUUCGCUAAAUAUUUAAAGGAAUAUCUCACCAAGUUUAAAAAAGCUAAUCUGGACUGCUAUUUUGUAUUUAAAGGAGGGCAUACCGACAAAGAUAUGCUCAACAUUCAUUACGAAGCUGAAAAUCGCUUACACGGAAGAGAUUAUAUUCCUGGUAGAGAAUAUAAUGAUAUAAUAAAACCACUGUUAGCUAAAGACAUUUGGUUUCAAACUUUGGAUGAAAUGGGAUUCAAAUACAUUGUCUGCAAUGGCGAUCACGUCACCGAGUGCAUUGCGCUCGCGCUGAAGCUCUGUUGUCCUCUCAUUGGCAACAACAUGCAGUAUUUCUUCUCACAAGUAGAGUAUGUGCCGGAAAUUAACACUGUGCUUGAUGAGAACGACAACCUCCUUUGCGUCAUACACACGUUGUCGAAUUUCAUGAGAAAAUACUCCAUGACAGAAGAGAAAGUGAUUUUAUUUAUUAUGAUUACUGAUCAACACAUAUUCGAUGAAAAUAUGUUCAAGAUAUUUUUUCAGCGUCAGAAAUUGUCGCGAUACGAUAAAAUUAUUUACAAAGACUUACUAAACUGGUUCUCAAAAAAAAGCAUCAAAAAAGAUAUUCCAGUUUAUUUCUAAACCAGAUAAAGCCACAUUUAUGGAAAAGAAAAGCGACCUGAAUGCCUUAGUACAAAAAAGGAAAAGUGCUGAUACAAUUUCGACACUCUACGUGACGGACAGAAAUGCAUCAAAAUUCGCACAAUCAGACCCUGAAUGGUUUGAAAAAGGAAUUUUCUUCAAAUAUAUCGCCAUACCAUACGUUAAUCUAUACAGGUUUAACAUUGUGAACGCCUCCAAUUUAAUCGAAGACUAUGAUCAAGAAAAUGCAGUAUUGCUUUCGAUAGAUAUCAUCAAAUAUGCUUUCGAUUUGCUAACGAACUUUGGAGGAGGUGAAAUAAGUAUAGAGCACAAGAACUCUGCUUCAUCUGACAUUAAACACACGCUUACUAAAUACGACUCUUCCAUUCUGAAACCAGAUUAUGAAGCAACUGUAAGCGUUUUCGAAAACGGCUGGGAUGAUAUAAAGCAACUAAAACUUUUUGAACAUUUCGUGACAGAAAUAUUGCAGACGUUCGACUUUGAGCGUCUGAACAAGGCACCGGCGGACUGCCGGCUCCUUCUCGUCGCACUGGUGUACUUUUCACGAAAAAGACCAGAUGUGAAACUUGAAGUAUACAGUAUACUGCUAUCUUAUGUAAUGCUGAACGUUGUUUUCGAUAAGAUGGACGGAUAUUGUGAUAGAUCUAAAUCUAACACAGGAAGUGUUGCAGCUAAGCCAUUUAUAGACUCGUUUACUGAUAAAGAUUUAGUGAAUGCAGCAGAUUGUGACGUCGCUUGCUCUUUAAUGGAUAAAUAUUUUAAAUUGAGGAACGACGAACUGUGUGAUAUUUUUGACAGAAAGGCCCUUCAUCCGUUAGUUGAGUUUCAACGCUGCUUGGAAGAGCUCAACUUUUUGAACCAAUUGUGCGGAUCGCAGUUUGAACGUACCGUGUACAGGAAGACCUACAACGGCACGUUUGUGUACAAGAUCCUUCGCGCCAUGAAGAACAGUGAGUGCCAGGAUGGAUUUCAGUUCAUCCAGGAAAAAAUAAACCCAGCGCCAACGGUUCUAGCCUUUCUGUCAGGAAUACUUGGGAUUUACGAAUCUAUUUUGUAUGACUAUUAAUUAUGAAUUAGGUGAAGUCGUAGACAUUUUGUUUGUCUAAUGUCUGGUAGUACGUCGUAUACUACUUAUGUUUUUAUUUUUUAUUGUUUACUGGUUGACCCACCAAACGUUGUUUCGACAUAAUGUUCAUUUACACGAGCAGCAACUGCUACUUUUUGUUAGUGUUAAAUUUUGAAAUACAAAUUAUACAAAUCCAGACUUCUAAAGGUUACAGUUUAUUGUAAGGAAAUUUCUUGAUUUUUUUUAAUCUUUUGUCAAAUUAGAAAUAUCUUAAAUAGUUUUUGAGUUAAAAGUCAAAACCGAAACCCUUUUUUAUUUUUAGUUAAUUGUUUAUAACUUUUUCGAGCUGGACUUUUUCAAGAACUAUUUAAAUAGUCGGAAAUUAAGUUACCGGGUAAAAGCAUCUCUCUUAACAUAAAUUCUUUUAAGUUCGUACUAAAUGUACGUAUCAUACGUAUGUACUUUUAAUUAAAAUAAAACAUUGAAUUACCGCAA
This is a messenger RNA of Bicyclus anynana (squinting bush brown), 2531 nucleotides long. RefSeq lists its product as uncharacterized. The transcript is spliced from 2 exons. The record is from RefSeq and is a predicted model, not a curated record. Lineage: Eukaryota; Metazoa; Arthropoda; Insecta; Lepidoptera; Nymphalidae. The coding region runs from base 969 to 2036 and encodes 355 amino acids.